UAUCAUAUAUGUGUUAUGGUCCUUCUGCAGAGUGUCUUGGGAAUCAUUCUGGGAGGUGGAGCUGGAACUAGGCUGUAUCCGCUAACAAAGAAGAGGGCAAAACCAGCUGUUCCUCUUGGAGCAAAUUACCGGUUGAUUGAUAUUCCUGUUAGCAAUUGCUUGAACAGCAAUAUAUCGAAGAUCUAUGUCCUCACUCAAUUCAAUUCUGCUUCCCUCAAUCGCCAUCUUUCGAGGGCAUAUGCAAGCAACAUGGGUGGAUACAAAAACGAAGGUUUUGUUGAGGUUCUUGCAGCUCAGCAAAGUCCAGAAAACCCCAAUUGGUUCCAGGGUACUGCAGAUGCUGUGAGGCAAUAUUUGUGGCUGUUUGAUGAGCACAAUGUGCUUGAGUUCCUGAUUCUUGCUGGAGAUCAUCUGUACAGAAUGGAUUAUGAGAGGUUUAUUCAGGCUCACAGAGAGACAGAUGCUGACAUUACUGUUGCUGCUUUGCCUAUGGAUGAAAAGCGCGCCACAUCAUUUGGACUGAUGAAGAUUGAUGAAGAAGGGCGCAUCAUCGAAUUUGCUGAGAAACCAAAGGGAGAACAGUUAAAAUCUAUGAAGGUUGAUACUACCAUAUUGGGUCUUGAUGAUAAGAGAGCAAAGGAGAUGCCUUACAUUGCAAGUAUGGGAAUAUACGUUGUUAGCAAAGAAGUGAUGAUAAAUCUUCUCAGAGAUGACUUCCCCGCAGCCAAUGAUUUUGGUAGUGAAGUUAUCCCAGGAGCCACUGCCAUGGGAUUAAGAGUGCAAGCUUACUUGUUUGAUGGCUACUGGGAAGACAUUGGUACCAUUGAAGCUUUUUAUAAUGCCAAUCUAGGGAUCACUAAAAAGCCAGUGCCCGAUUUUAGCUUCUAUGAUCGAUCUGCUCCCAUCUAUACCCAACCUCGAUAUCUACCUCCUUCAAAGAUGCUGGAUGCUGAUGUCACAGAUAGUGUCAUUGGUGAAGGUUGUGUGAUCAAGAACUGCAAAAUCCAUCAUUCUGUGGUUGGACUUCGGUCAUGCAUAGCCGAGGGUGCAAUCAUAGAGGACUCCUUGUUGAUGGGUGCAGAUUAUUACGAGACGGACGCAGACAGAAGGUUUCUGGCAGCCAAGGGCGCAGUACCUAUCGGCAUUGGUAAAAACACUCACAUCAAGAGAGCCAUCAUCGACAAAAAUGCCCGGAUUGGAGAAAAUGUGAAGAUUAUAAACAGUGACGACGUUCAAGAAGCAGCGAGGGAGACGGAUGGAUACUUCAUCAAGAGUGGGAUCGUCACCGUUAUCAAAGACGCUCUGAUUCCCAGUGGUAGUGUGAUCUAGAAAUCGCCGGUCCGAUGAAGCAACGUGACGGAGGUGGAGAAUGAGUUCUCAGCUUUAUGGGUAUAAUCUUAUCUUGAUGUACAUAACAGCUGAGAAUUUAAGAACUUUCAAUAGUUUUUCCCUUUUAUCUAAAUGGUGAUAUAAUAAUUUAAAACAUUAAAAUAAACGUUAAUUUCAUUGAA
Molecule: messenger RNA, 1511 nt
Organism: Salvia hispanica
Lineage: Eukaryota; Viridiplantae; Streptophyta; Magnoliopsida; Lamiales; Lamiaceae
Source: RefSeq, a predicted model, not a curated record